AUGAGUGGCUUGUGGGAUAACGAGACUUGUUUAACAUUAAUUGAUGCGUAUGAAUCAAAGAGGGUGUUAUGGGAUAGUACAUACGAAGAAUACUAUAAUCGCAUAAAAAAAGAAGAUGCUUGGCGUUCAUUUAGACGGGAACGAUCAAAGCAAAAACGAAGUUCUAAAACGGGAAGUGGUCAACAUCAAGCGUAUGUGUCAAAAUGGUUUGCAUUUUAUCGGAUGAAAUUUUUAAUGGAUAAAAGUGAACGAAAUGAAACUCGAGAUAGUUCCAAUGAAAACCGAACCCAAGACGUUUUGGAUGUUGAAAAUGGUGAUAGUCAAGGCAUUAAUGACAAUGACGCAAGCAGUGAAAUACGUCCUGCAAAACAAAAAAGUGCUAAGAAAAAGAAAAUAGAAUAUGACAAUCUAAUGGUAAUGAGUGCAUAUGAACUUUUGAAGAAAACAGCGGACAGUGAUGACCCGUACACAAGUUAUGGAUUGCAUAUUGCCAACGAACUAAAAAAAUACAAUAAAGGUACCUUAGCCUGUGUCAAACAUGCCAUUAAUAAUAUAAUAUUCCAGGCAGAUAUGGGAAAUUAUUCACCUAAUGUCAAUUGUCGACGUGAAUAUUACAAUCAGCCACAACAAUAUGGGUAUACUACAAGUACAUCAACUGUUUCAUCGCCACCUGCGCCACCGUCACCAACUUUGGAAUCGACUAAUCGACAAUCACUAGCAGAAACAGCAAAUGCUGAUAACCAAUUCACUGAAUUGGAAUCGCUGUUAACCUGUCAGAAUUUUUUUAACAUUUAA
Pieris macdunnoughi is the source of this 795-nucleotide messenger RNA. Lineage: Eukaryota; Metazoa; Arthropoda; Insecta; Lepidoptera; Pieridae. The record is from the annotation of a GenBank genome assembly.